GAAACAGGAGGAUAUUCUUGAGUUCCAGGCCAGCCAGACCUACAAUAGUACAUAGCUGGAUGUCUUGCUUUGAGCUAGAUGCAUACUUCCUCCCUUUGGAGUUUUGGUCAAAGAUCAUGUGGCCACAGCCUCACCUAGAGAGGCCUGGGAAGAUUUGGUAUGGGUCUGGGUGAUUCUGAGAGGCUGAGACCCUAUGAGGGUCCUGUGGUAGGCAAGAGUGGGUGGGGUGUUUCUAGCAGGAAACGGAAGUGUCAGUAACUAGCUACUAUACUUGAGAGCUCCGGAGCUCACUUCUCACUAAACACAGCCAGAGUCAGAGGUCGGUUGGUGCCCGUGCAAAGGCCAUCGGAUCAAUGGCUCUGCCUGGUAUCCUCAGAUUUAGGGUGCUGCUAGCCCUGCCAGGGGCCUUGGCCUCCGGGGUAGGCACAGAGGAUGGUGCAGGCUCCAGCUCUGUCACCAUCAUCCUGCUGUUCCUGCUCCUGCUGCUGCUUGUCACUGCCCUGGCCUUGGCCUGGCGUCGCCUCAGCCGUGCCUCCGGGGGCUACUACCACCCAGCUCGCCUGGGUGCUGCCUUGUGGGGCCGCACCCGCCGCCUGUUCUGGACCAGCCCUGCAGGCCGCUGGCUCUGGGCCCGCACUGAGCUGGGAUCCCCAGAGGAAUCAGAGCGGCAAGAGGAUGAACAGGAGGCAGAAGAGGGCUUCAUGACGGAUGGUGACCCUGAGGAAGCUGAUCUGCAGCAAGAAGAGCAGCGGUGUGAAGCAGGAGCUCAGGCCAAGCAGGCCCCAGAAGCACAGGACACAGACAGUGAAGGGGGCCUGGGCCUCAGCUCUCAAGGUCCUGUGGGCUCAGGCAGUAGCGCCGAGGCACUUCUGAGUGACCUGCAUGCCUUUUCAGGCAGCGCAGCCUGGGAUGACAGUGCUGGAAAAGCAGGGGGCCAGGGCCUCCAUGUCACCGCGCUGUAGGAGCCAGCUUGUGCUGUCCAUGCCCCAGCCUCUGACUCUCUCUUUCCAUGAACACAACUGCCCUGGACUUUCGCCACCCCCUUCCCUUGCAGCUUCCCAGACUGCCAUCCCGAUCAGUUUCCCAGAGUGUGCCCCCACCACCACAGGCACCGGGCAGACAUUGAAAAUAAAACUUCUUAAGUCUUGA
Molecule: messenger RNA, 1149 nt
Organism: Mesocricetus auratus (golden hamster)
Lineage: Eukaryota; Metazoa; Chordata; Mammalia; Rodentia; Cricetidae
Gene: Ptprcap
Product: protein tyrosine phosphatase receptor type C associated protein
Exons: 2
Coding region: 354-962 (202 amino acids)
Cellular component (GO): plasma membrane
Source: RefSeq, a predicted model, not a curated record